Messenger RNA from Ipomoea nil (Japanese morning glory), 2060 nucleotides. RefSeq names its product ribosome-binding protein 1-like. Lineage: Eukaryota; Viridiplantae; Streptophyta; Magnoliopsida; Solanales; Convolvulaceae. The record is from RefSeq and is a predicted model, not a curated record. The annotation marks the transcript as partial. The transcript has 3 exons.
AUGGGGAGAAAAGGAGUGAAGGAAGCCCGGGCGAAAUGGCAAACGAGGGGGGGCGCGGGAAGUGCAACAGGGAAAAGAAGAGGAUCCAAAAAGAAGAAAGCGGAGGGGGGCCGAAGGGAAGCGCCAAAAGCAGCACGGAAACAGGACAAAAAGCCGGGAGCUGCGGCAGCAGCGGGGCAAAGGCGCGGGACGGGGAGUGGCAUCCAGCGUGGAGCAGAAACAAGAAGAGGGCGCGGAGGGGGGAACGUGGAGCGGGGGAGGGGGCAAAGGGGACGGCGGGAGGGAUCGCAGGAGGGUGGGCCGCAGCACCCGGCGCAGGGCGGGAGACGAGGCGGCGGCGCAGCCGGGGGGGGCAAAAGACGCAAAACCGCCGGGAAAAGCAACGAGCCGGCAGCGACGGGAAAUGCAGCGGCGCAUGGGGCGAAGGCGAACAAGGUGGGGGCGGGCGGGGCUAAGAAGGGAGGAGGAAGGCAGGGCACGGAGUGCAAAAGGGGAGAACGGAGUCUGGGCACGAAGCGGGGGCAGGAAUGUGGUUCUGGGGGCGAGGCAAGGAGUGCGGUGCGGGACGGGACACGGGGAGGGGAAGGGGGAGGCGACGAGGCAACCGACGAGGGAGGAGGGGCAGAAAGGAGGGGGCAGACCAAGGAGACGAGGGGGAACGCGGGCGAAGGACGCACAAAGGCCGGAAAAGGCAAAAGGCGAAGGAGGGAGCGGGACGCCGCCAAACCAGGGAGAGCGGGCAAGCAAAGCAGAGGACGCCGGACAAGGGGGAGGGAAGCAAGAACGACGGAGCCCGGGGGGCGAGGCAAAAAGGAAAGAGCACAGGGGGGCCAAGAGCGCAAGGGGCAGGAAGGACCCACAAGGAAAGGAGAGGACGCGGAAACGCACCGAGGCAGGCCACAACGAGAGGAGGGAACCAACGGCGCGGCAAGAAGAAAAAGAGCAGGCAAGGACACCGGCAGCAGGAAAAGGAACACAAAAGGGCACAACAAGCCGAACCGCGGAGAAGACAGGAAGGCGGACGAAGAAGGGCACGCACGAAAGAAGAGAGGAAAGGCAAGAAGAAAAAGGCAACCAAAGCGGAGCGACGCCCAAGAGACGGGGGGAAGAAGGGGGAAGGGCGCCCGAAGAGAGCGGCGGGGGGGACCAAACGGGGGCAAGACCGGGGACGCAGGAACGAAGGAAGGGGGAAAGCAGCACGGGAGAGGCCCGCAAGAGAGGAGAGAAGGAGGAAACGGGAGCCGGGGAAGCAAGGGCGAACAAGGAGCGGAAAGGCAAGCAAGGGCCAACACCAAGGAAGAAGGAGCAGCAGGGCGGCAAGACGGCGGGAGCAAAGCAGCAAACCAGAAGAGGCACGGAAAAGCGAGAACCCGGAACCCAGCCGAGCCGAAGGCCGGCCCGCCCGCGGGAAAGCGGCCCCCGCCGGAGGGCAAAACCCGGGCGACCCGGCAAACCACAGGCGGGAGGCCCGAGGGAACGAGGCCAGACAAGGGGGCAACCGCACACCCGAAGGGGCAACCGGGAAAACGGGGAGCCGAAGGCCGAAAGGCACGGGGGCCGGAGGGGGGAAACCCACGCGCGGAGCCCGGGAAACCGAAGCGGGCCCAAAAACCCAGCACACAGAGACAGACAAGGAGACAGGGGCCCCGCAGAAGACGGGCGCGAGAGGACCACCGGACGACCGGGGACGCGGGACCCCCGCAAGGAGGGCGAAGCGGCGGGGACGAAGCGGCGCGGAAGGGGGGGAGAGGGGAACACCCCGGGGGACGGCCGGCAAGCCCGGAGGAAGGAGGGAAGGAAGCCCGGAAGAAGAAGGAAAGAGGAGGGAAGGCGGGGAGGGGGCCCGGGAAGGAAGGAAGGAGGGCCACCAGGAACCGGGGACCCGGGCCGAAAGGAGAGGCGGAGGCCGAGGAGGAAGAAAGGAAGGAGGCCGGGGACGAGGCAGAGGAGGAGGAGGAGGCGCGGGAAGGAAGGAAGAGGGGCCACGAGGGACCAGGGACCCGGAGCCCGAAAACAAGGCCGGAGGCCGAGAAGGAAGAGAAGGAGGAAACCCAGACCAG